Calypte anna (Anna's hummingbird) is the source of this 603-nucleotide messenger RNA. It is a transcript of the gene RNF32, whose product is annotated as ring finger protein 32. The record is from RefSeq and is a predicted model, not a curated record. Lineage: Eukaryota; Metazoa; Chordata; Aves; Apodiformes; Trochilidae.
AUGGAGUAUCAUGGUUUUUACAAGGGCUGCUCCUCCAGGAGAAUUUCUGCAGUUGUUCUACAGGAUCAUGUAAUACACAGUCAUCAGCUGCAGGACCUUUCAGUAGCAGAUACUAUUAAUGCAAGGAUAAGGAAUAACAAGAACAUUUACAAAAUGGUCAGAUCAGUAGUAGAUACUGGACUAAGAAAAAAGAGCAUUCAUCACAAAAACAAGAAAGAGGCAGAAAAGGGGUAUGUUCUUGAUCCCAGACCUCCACAGUUAAUGCUGGUUUUUUUCCUUGAAAAACAGGUGCUGCUUUCAUGUUCACAUGUAUUCCAUAAAGUGUGCCUUAAAGCCUUUGGAAAAUUUGCAGGUAAAAAGUCUUCUCCCACGUAUUGAAAAGAGCAGUAUGAGAACAGAGAACCACAUGAAGGGGCAUGCUUGUUUAAAAUAAAGGUAAGGCUAAAAUUGCAGGCUUCCUGAAGAGGAUAUAUUAGAAAAUGGUAUAAAAUCAUAAGAAAAAGAGUGCCUCCUAAGGACAUCAAAUUAAGAAAGCAAUUCUUUGAGAAAAUGAAUCACCACUUUAGUGAAAGAGAGGAGUGCUUGCAGAAAAAGGCUUGUUAG